This is a messenger RNA of Aphis gossypii (cotton aphid), 1608 nucleotides long. It is a transcript of the gene Alg2, whose product is annotated as alpha-1,3/1,6-mannosyltransferase ALG2. The coding region runs from base 258 to 1448 and encodes 396 amino acids. The record is from RefSeq and is a predicted model, not a curated record. The transcript has a single exon. Gene Ontology annotation, molecular function: alpha-1,3-mannosyltransferase activity; GDP-Man:Man(1)GlcNAc(2)-PP-Dol alpha-1,3-mannosyltransferase activity. NCBI's taxonomy places the organism in Eukaryota, Metazoa, Arthropoda, Insecta, Hemiptera, Aphididae.
UUCAUGAUAUUGACAUGUUGAUGAGCGAUAACGACUUCUUUUGAAUUCUCGUGAUUUCGUGACACCUCUUCAAAAUUAAUAAAUUAUUAUAAAAAAUAUGAAAAUAAUAAAUUUUAGUAUACGUGUAGCAUUUUCGCAGCGAUUGUCGUAAGAAUAAACGUUAUAAAUAUAAUAUUAAAAUAUUAUACGUGUGUUAGUGACGCGUCCGUUUGCCUAUUAAUAAUUUACAUGUUUUCGAUUGCGGAGGACGUUCUAAGAUGAAAUUGAACGUAGUCUUCCUGCACCCAGAUCUGGGCAUCGGCGGAGCGGAACGGCUGGUGGUCGACGCGGCCAUGGCGAUGAAGCAAUCGGGCCAUUCCGUUCAGUUCAUCACCAACCAUCACAGCGUCUCGCACUGUUUCGAAGAGACCAGGGACGGUACGUUGCCCGUGACCGUGGUCGGCGACUGGUUGCCGAGGACGGUGUUGGGCAAGUGUUACGCGUUGUGCAGUUACGUGCGCAUGGUGUACGCUGCGUUGUACCUGACGUUUUUCACUUCCAUUCGUCCGGACGUGGUGUUCGUCGACCAGAUAUCGGUUUGCAUUCCCAUACUAAACUGGAUGCCCUGCAAAGUACUGUUCUACUGUCACUAUCCCGAUCAACUGUUGGCCGCGCACGACCACACCUUGAAGCGAUACUAUCGACUCCCGUUGGACUGGUUAGAGGAGAAGACCACUGCGUGCGCUCACACCAUCUUGGUCAACAGCCGUUUCACAUUGGGCGUUUUCGGCGAAACGUUCAAAAGUAUUAAGACCCUGCCAACGGUCGUCUACCCGUCCAUAAAUACCGAGUUUUUCGACAAUACUGAAUCCGUACAAUUGAAAGAUAUAAUAGACGUAGACAAUUGUAAAUACAUUUUAUCUAUCAAUAGGUUUGAGAGGAAGAAAAAUCUCGAUUUGGCAAUCCACAGUUUCAACUUGUUAUCCGACAAGAAAAUAAAACUCGUCUUGGCCGGAGGUUAUGACCCCUUGAAUUUAGAAAAUAUUGAAUAUUUUCGCGAGUUGGUAAAUCUUGUUCAAGACAUGAAACUCGACAAACGAGUUAUAUUUUUGAAAUCGCCAUCAGACUCUGUAAAAAUAUCACUCCUUAGAUAUUGCUUAUGCUUGGUAUAUACUCCUUCCUUUGAACAUUUUGGUAUUGUGCCAUUAGAAGCCAUGUACUGUGGCAAACCUGUUGUGGCAGUUAAUAAUGGUGGACCCAAAGAGACUAUUGAAAACGAUUUUAAUGGAUACUUACGAAAUGCUGAACCUGAGGAUUUUGCUGAUGCUAUAAAACAGUUAGUAGAAAUUGAAGGAAAAGCUGAAUUAUUUGGAAAUCAUGGUAAAAAAAGAUUCAAUGAUAUUUUUUCAUUUGGAGCAUUUAAAAAUAAAAUAGAUAGUAUAUUAGAAAAUUUAUAUAAGUCUGAAUAACAUACAACUUGAAUUUGUAUUUUGUGAUAAUCAGUUAUAACUUUAUAAGUCUUUUAUUUUAAUUUAUUUUUAUGAUUAAUAUAAAUGUAUACUUACAUUUUAAAUGGGGAAUUAAGUUAAAAGUAUAUAUUUUUCCAUUAUAUUUGUCUGUUAGAUGAUA